UUACGUCAGCGUCGUGUUUAUAUGACGUCGCGCUGCGAAACAUGUGCACCAAAACAGAAGCGUUUAUCCUCUUAGUUUGAGGUUUGGUGUAUUUUCUUCCCAGUGUUGCUUUGGUAAUAAUUAAAAUAGCAGGUUUUCCCUUAUAUAGGCUUAGUUCGUUAGUUUUUUAUUUCUGCUGUUAUGGAGGAUUUACCGGAAGAUUUGAGAUCGUUUCUACAGAAGUAUCCUUGCUUUCAGCUCACAGACUCGAAGAAGAUCCGCUGCUCUCUGAACGCGCACGAGUUUCCCUGCAGCCUCGCCGAGCUGCAACGCUUCACCGCGGGGAACAAGUACAAGAAACUGUGCGCUCAGGCCGAGUUCGACUACAGCCAGUACGAGCCGCACAUAGUCAGCAGCACUAAACAGCCAGAUCAUCUCUUCUGCAAGCUCACGUUACGUCACAUCAACCGUGUGCCACAGCAUGUUGUGCGUCACGUCAGCGGCAGGCGCUACAGGAGAGCUCUGGAGAAGUAUGAGGAGUGUGUCCGGCAGGGAGUGGAGUUCGUUCCUGUACAGCUUAAACAGAAGAAGAGACCCAAAGAGGCCGCAGGAAGUGAGGGUCGGGCCACAGGAAGUGAGCGACGAGCCAGCAGGAAACAGGACAGUGGCGUCUGGACCCCGAGCUCCAGCGGCGGCGAGGACAGUGACUCCUCAGACAGCAUGUCCGAUCUUUACCCACCGUCUGUGUUCACUGUGAAGAAGCCGGAUGAUGAGCAGAACGUCAGUGAUGCUGAGGAAGAUGAUUUUCAGACCGAUGAUGAUGAUGAUGAUGAAGAUGUGUCUGAAAUGGAAGUAGAGAACCAGAUGCAGAAACGCAAAAAGGUUCAGUCUGCUGGCUUUACUAAGAAGUUUAAGAAGAACAAGAAGAAGAAGGGUUUUAAACAUGUCGCCAAAGCCAAUGGAAAAUAAUAAAGUUAUAAUAAACUCACUGAAACCGUU
This is a messenger RNA of Carassius auratus (goldfish), 978 nucleotides long. It is a transcript of the gene surf2, whose product is annotated as surfeit 2. Bases 181 to 948 code for a protein of 255 amino acids. NCBI's taxonomy places the organism in Eukaryota, Metazoa, Chordata, Actinopteri, Cypriniformes, Cyprinidae. The transcript is spliced from 6 exons. The record is from RefSeq and is a predicted model, not a curated record.